This is a messenger RNA of Selaginella moellendorffii, 1788 nucleotides long. RefSeq lists its product as uncharacterized. Lineage: Eukaryota; Viridiplantae; Streptophyta; Lycopodiopsida; Selaginellales; Selaginellaceae. The record is from RefSeq and is a predicted model, not a curated record. Bases 409 to 1707 code for a protein of 432 amino acids. The transcript is spliced from 7 exons.
UCUACGGCUGUCGCGACCCGUCAACAUCGCUCCAGCUCUAUGGUCCGUGAAGUCCGGCCCCCGUCGCCGCCCUCAUCAAGCCACUACACUCUCUUGUGUGUGUGUGUGUGUGUGUGAUAGAUCUAUCGACACUGUAAUGCGGUAUGUAUUUAAGCGGGCAUUGAUGUAGCUAGAGAGAUCGCGAGCGACACCAACCUUGAAAGUCCCCUCUUCCAAAUCCCCAAAAGAGAGAUUUUUUCUCUUCUGGUCGCUUCUUCUGGGCUGUGAGAGCUACCAAAACCUUGAGAGUGGGAGCUCGAAAUUCUUCUUGUUCUCUCCGUCCUGCAUUUGGGUCUCUGGUCUGAUCGGUUCUCGCAAGAGGGUUCUUGCGGAAGUGAUUGGAAAUGCCUAGUUCCAAUCGGGAUCACCAUGGGCGGUAGGAAAACCAGCGGCAAUUCCGAUGUGGACGAUGUUCUUCAGCUGCUCCAGAGAGAAGCUCCACUCAGCAAAGAACAGGCCGAGUAUUGCAACGAGGCGUGCGUCGCCAGAUACUUGAGAGCUCGUUCCGGGAGUGUCAAAAAGGCUGCCAAGCAACUCCGAGCUUCCUUAAGUUGGCGUGAGAGCUUGGAAAUCGGGUACUUGACUGCCGAUGAUUUUCCAGCGGAGCUCGCCGCGGGGAUCGCUUUUGUGUCUGGACAAGACGACGACGGGAAGCCAGUUCUGGUUCUCAGGACAAAACAGGAAUUUCUUCCUCCUAGAUCUCAGAAACGUGAAUUCUUUUUCUGGAGGUUUAUCCGUUUUUUAGUCUUUUCUUUUGAAGUGGCAGUCUCCUCCAUGCCUCCCGGCGUUGAUCAAUUCGUCAUGUUGAUUGACUUCUCAGGCUCGUCAAGGGGAAGCUCGUCACUCCUCAGCUUCAUACUCAGCAUCAUGAAGCUCCUCUCAGAUCACUAUCCGGAAAGACUAGCUCCAUCGUUCUUCGUCGAUGCACCUUCGAUGUUCUACUACCUCUGGAAGGGAAUGGCCCCGUUCAUCGAUCACGCAACGAAAGAGAAGUGGAGCUUCUCGUUCUCCAGGGAUCACGACAUGCAAAUCUCAGGACCGUCGUGCGAGCCAGCAGAGCGUGCGCAGCCGCCACCCUCGUCGCUGCUCGCCGAUUCCUCGUGCAGCUGCAGCAGCACCCCAUCCUCCUUCCGCGCCACCUUGUGCUACGAGGAGCGCCUCAACGCCAUGAGCUUCCUCACGCCGCUCAGCUCGCCCGGCGGCCAGAGCUUCUUCAAAAACAACAGCCUCGGCGCCGCGCUCGCCUCGGACGCGCAGCACAGGUCCCUCUCCUUCUCCUCGCCCGCCGCCACCGCCACCAUCGCCACCGCCGCCAGCUUCAACUUCCGCACGCCCGACUCCAGCUGCAGCGACGGCGGCGGAGUCGGGGGCUACGGCUCGCCAGUGUUUGCGCGCAGCAGCCGCUCGCGCGGGAGGAGCUCCUCCCGCGAGAUGGGAAGUGUAGCGUCAUCGUCGGCGCUGUCAUACCUGGUGAAGCACAAGAGGAGCUCCAGCUCCAGCUCCAGCGUGGUGGAGUCGUUCCGGCCUUACGUCCGGCACGCCAAGGCCGGAUACAGCGAGAGCGCCUACAGGGCCACCUUGAAGCCGCCGCUGGGGGGGCUACUCUGUGUCAUCAAGAGCGCCCUCAACCUCGGGCAGACGGAUGACUAUCCCGCCACCCCGAGCUGAGAAAGCUCGUCAUUGUUUUUUUCCCCACUAACUCACUCAUAACGGAAUAUACCGAGGCUGGCAGAAUAUGCUUACGUGGUG